Messenger RNA from Ornithorhynchus anatinus (platypus), 4054 nucleotides. RefSeq names its product SID1 transmembrane family member 2 (gene SIDT2). Lineage: Eukaryota; Metazoa; Chordata; Mammalia; Monotremata; Ornithorhynchidae. Bases 448 to 3066 code for a protein of 872 amino acids. The record is from RefSeq and is a predicted model, not a curated record. The transcript has 28 exons. Gene Ontology annotation, cellular component: membrane.
ACUUGGAGGAGUUGCGAGGGCCGCCGACCGCCGCCUCCGCACGGGCUUAAAGGGGCCAAGUUCCCAGGGAUCCGGACCACCACCUCCUCCUCCUCCUCCUCCUCCUCCUCCUCCUCCUCCUCUUCUUCUUCUUCUUCUUCCUCCUCCUCUUCCUCCCCCUCCUCCCCCUCGCUGCCCUGCGGGUGGGGGAGGAGGCCUGGGGUGGGCCGGUCCUGUCCCCUGUCCCGUCCGGUCCUGUCCGGGGGAGGGGGAUCCGGUCCCCGGGGGGGUGGGUCUUCCCUAAUCUCCGCCGGGGUUAAAGGUCUGGGCCCGGGGAGAUGCUGGCAGCUGCGGCCGGAGUCCCAGCGCCCCGGGAGGAGCCGUGCCCGCCGCCCCUAGUCCUGUUCCUGCCCCUGUCCCUACCCCUGGUCCCGGCCCUGGCCCGGCCCCCCACCCCCAGCCGGGGCCAUGUUGGGCCCGGCCUGGCCCUGCCUGCUGCUGCCCCUGUUGCCCCUGCUGCCCCCCGCCUCGGCCGAGGCCUUCUGGGAGGCCAAGAACGUGUCCCAGAAGGAGGGCAAGUUUGAGGUGGCCUACACGGACUCCGUCAACAGCGAGCUGGUCAACAUCUACUCCUUCAACCACACCGUCACCCGAAACAGGACGGAGGGCGUGCGGGUGUCCGUGAACGUCCUGUCCAAGCGUCCGGAGGCCCCCGUGCUGUUUGUGGUGCGGCAGAAGGAGGCCGUGGUGUCUUUCCAGGUGCCGCUGAUCCUACGCGGGCUCUUCCAGCGGAAGUACUUGUACCAGGAUGUGGGGCGCACGCUGUGCCAGCCGCCUACCAAGCGGGAGGUCGAGCUCCAGAACUUCUUCGUGGACGUGUCCACCCUGGCCCCCAGCAACACGGCCUACCAGCUGCGCAUCAGCCGCGUGAAGAACUUUGUGCUUAGGACUGGGGAGCUGUUCAACUUCAACACCACAGCGGCUCAGCCCCAGUUCUUCAAGUACGAGUUCCCCCCGGACGUGGAUUCGGUGAUCGUGAAAGUGACCUCCCAAACAGCCUUUCCCUGCUCCGUCAUCUCUGUCCAAGAUGUCCUGUGCCCCGUCUACGAUCUGGAUAACAACGUGGCCUUCAUCGGCAUGUACCAGACCAUGACCAAGAAAGCCGCCAUCACCGUCCAGCGGAAGGACUUCUCCAGAAGCAACAGUUUUUACGUGGUGGUGGUGGUGAAGACGGAGGACCAGGCCUGCGGUGGUGCCCUCCACUACUACCCGCUGGGAGAAGACAAACCGGUCGAUCAAGGGCACCGCCAGAAAACCCUGUCCGUGGUGGUGUCGCCGGCGGUCACGUCGGAAGCAUAUGUCCGGGGUGUCCUCCUCUGCUUGGGCAUCUUUCUCUCCUUCUACCUGCUUACCGUGCUGCUGGCCUGCUGGGAGAACUGGAGGCAGAGGAAGAGGGGGCUGCAGCUGACCUUGGAUGGACACUGCUCAGAGAGUGACUCUCUCCUUGGUCACCACCGGGUCAUGCCUGACUGCUUCCCUGGCUGCUCCCCAUAUGAGGGUUACAGCUACGGCUCCUUCGAGAACUGCUCCAGCUCCACGGAAGGGCUGCUGGACAGCUCGGGCACCGCCGACGUCCCCUACACCUAUGCGGGCUCCGAGCAAUUCAAACGGCGCUUCCCCUUGACCCCGAUGCGGCAGCUGUGCAUUGGCAUGGACCGGUCCCUGGAGCCUCUGGGCACCCGCCCGCGGCUGGAGUCGCUCAGCUCCGUGGAGGAGGAUGACUACGACACGCUGACCGACAUCGAGUCCGACAAGAACGUCAUCCGCACCAAGCAAUACCUGUACGUGGCAGACCUGGCCCGGAAAGACAAGCGAGUUCUACGCAAGAAAUACCAGAUCUACUUCUGGAACAUCGCCACCAUCGCCGUCUUCUACGCGCUCCCUGUGGUGCAGCUGGUGAUCACAUACCAGACGGUGGUGAAUGUGACUGGGAAUCAGGACAUCUGCUACUACAACUUCCUCUGUGCCCACCCUCUGGGGAACCUAAGCGCCUUCAACAACAUCCUCAGCAAUCUGGGCUACAUCCUGCUGGGCCUCCUCUUCCUGCUCAUCAUUCUCCAGCGCGAGAUCAACUACAACCGCGCCCUGCUGCAGAGCAACCUGCAAGCUCUGGAGUGUGGGAUCCCCAAGCAUUUCGGGCUGUUCUACGCCAUGGGCACGGCACUCAUGAUGGAGGGGCUGCUCAGCGCCUGCUACCACGUCUGCCCCAACUAUACCAACUUCCAGUUCGACACCUCGUUCAUGUACAUGAUCGCGGGCCUCUGCAUGCUGAAGCUGUACCAGAAGCGGCACCCUGACAUUAAUGCCAGCGCUUACAGCGCCUACGCCUGCCUGGCCAUUGUCAUCUUCUUCUCCGUGCUCGGCGUGGUGUUCGGCAAAGGCAACACGGCAUUCUGGAUCGUCUUCUCCGUCAUCCAUAUCACGGCUACACUCCUACUCAGCACGCAGCUCUACUACAUGGGCCGCUGGAAGCUCGGGCCAAGGACUGAGGGCUGCCGUUGCCCCGUAGACUCGGGCAUCUUCCGCCGCAUCCUCUACGUGUUGUACACAGACUGCUUCCGCCAGUGCAGCGGACCCCUGUAUGUGGACCGCAUGGUGCUUCUGGUCAUGGGCAACAUCAUCAACUGGUCCCUGGCCGCUUAUGGACUGAUCAUUCGCCCCAAUGACUUUGCCUCCUACCUGCUGGUCAUUGGCAUCUGUAACCUCCUCCUCUACUUCGCCUUCUACAUCAUCAUGAAGCUCCGUAGCGGGGAGCGCAUCAAACUGAUCCCAGUGCUGUGCAUCGUGACCACGUCCGUCGUGUGGGGCUUUGCUCUCUAUUUCUUCUUCCAGGGCCUCAGCACCUGGCAGAAAACCCCAGCUGAGUCCCGAGAACACAAUCGCGACUGCAUCCUGCUCGACUUCUUCGAUGACCACGACAUCUGGCACUUCCUCUCCUCCAUCGCCAUGUUCGGCUCCUUUCUGGUGCUGCUGACCCUGGACGAUGACCUGGACACAGUGCAGCGGGACAAGAUCUACGUGUUUUAGCCGAAGCUCGGCCCCCUUCUCUCGCCCUGCCAGGAUGCGGUGGCUCAGAGCCGGGACUGGGCUGGAUCGGCCCGUCCCUGUCCCCCGCUGUGGUGGCAGGAGAUGGGGGUCUCCCUGAGGGGCACUGCUCUCUGCCCCUCCCCUGGACUCCGCCCCCCAGUGUUGGGGGUCUGGACCUUAGCUCCCGGACAUAAGCCCCCUCCCCCCAUCCCGGGGGGAGGCAGAGAGGUCCUGCUCCGCGCCCCGCCCCCCCCCCCGCCUUUUUGAAGGGGGGGCCAGCAGGAGGACUUUUGCUGCUGCUGCUGCUGCUGUUGCCGUCCUGAGCCGGACUCUCGCUAAGUAGGGGAGAAAAAAGAAUGCGGGCACCCGAGGACUCCUCUCUCCCUGUUUCCUUAAUGGAGUUGAGGGGGUCCUGGUUUGGGUCCAGAUUGGGAGGGGGGCAAUCUGCAGAGCUUUCAGGACAGCUGGGGCUCUUGGUGGGAAAUGGAAUUGGCGGGGGUGGAGGCGGCCCUGAGCCGACGAAGGGCAGGGGGCUGUGGCUCUCCUGUUAGCCUCCCCCUCCUCUUUCCCAGUUUCUUGCAGUGCCAUCUCGUGGGGGAUGGGUCUCCCCUCUGGGGAGUCUCCCCCAUCCCCCCAACGCAGUGCCUGUCUCCCCGGGGGGGCGGGGGGGCCUUCACUCAUGGCCAUGCCCCCCCACCCCCCUGAUUGGGGAAGCCGAUGGGGGUGGGGGGCGGAGUUGGCCGGCUCCUCGAGUUUAGCCCAACUCCCCGCCCCCGUCAGUGUUGGGGCCCAGCCCCCUUCCCCGGUUUACAGGGAGCCGUUGCCCCGCACCCCAGGACAGCGUCGCUCUUCCCCCAGUCCUGUUUUUACAACGUCUGGUUGGGGCAGGGCAAGAGGGCUGUUUUUCACAACCCCGGUUUCUGUGUGCGUGGGCUUUGGGCGUCUGUUUUCUAUGAACAAUUCUGCUCUCAUUAAAGGAACAAACAGA